Molecule: messenger RNA, 2505 nt
Organism: Zingiber officinale
Lineage: Eukaryota; Viridiplantae; Streptophyta; Magnoliopsida; Zingiberales; Zingiberaceae
Product: pollen-specific leucine-rich repeat extensin-like protein 1
Exons: 2
Coding region: 1-2505 (834 amino acids)
Molecular function (GO): protein binding
Source: RefSeq, a predicted model, not a curated record
AUGGAGACCUCCGGUCUACCUCUCCUCCUGCUCCUCCUCCUCACCGCCAUCGCCUGUAAUUCACAUGCUCUCACUGAUGCUGAAGUUGCCUUCAUUGCUCGUCGGCAACUCCUCAGCCUCUCGAAGAACGUCGAUCUUUCCGAUGAUUUCGAAUUCGACGUGAAAGUCGAUUACCAAUUCGCCAACCCUCGCAUCCGACGUGCCUACAUUGCCCUCCAAGCUUGGCGCCAUGCCAUGUACUCUGACCCCUCGAAUGUCACCGGCAAUUGGGUCGGCCCCGAAGUGUGCAAUUACAACGGCGUGUUCUGUGCCAAAGCGCUCGAUGACUCUUCCGUCGAUGUCGUCGCCGGCAUCGACAUCAACGGCGCCGACAUUGCGGGUUAUCUUCCGAACGAGCUCGGCUUGCUCACCGACAUGGCACUUUUCCACAUCAACUCUAACCGAUUUUGCGGAAUCAUUCCCAAGAGCUUCUCGAGGCUAUUGCUCCUUUACGAGAUAGACGUGAGCAACAAUCGCUUCGUCGGGCCAUUCCCAAUAGUGCUGGUCGGCCUGCCAUCCUUGAGAUACAUCGACCUCCGUUACAAUGACUUCGAGGGUCCCUUGCCAUCGGAGCUCUUCGACAAGCAACUGGACGCCAUCUUCUUAAACAGCAAUAGGUUCACCUCAGGCAUUCCUGAGAAUUUCGGCAAUUCGACGGCAUCGAUCAUCGUUUUGGCCAACAACAAUCUCGGCGGCUGCAUCCCAAGUAGUACGGGGAGGAUGGGAGCGACCCUCAACGAGUUGAUAUUGUUAAACAAUGAGCUCGUUGGUUGUUUGCCCAUGGAGAUCGGACUCCUCGGCAAUGCUACUGUGUUGGAUGCGAGUUGGAAUUCAUUGGUCGGUGUACUUCCAACUAGCUUUACGGGAUUGAACAAAGUGGAACAAUUGGAUCUAUCCCACAAUGUUCUUACAGGGGCGGUGUCUAAGAAUCUCUGUCGAUUGCCUAGCCUUGCUAAUUUCACCUUCUCUAACAACUACUUUAAUGUGGAAGAUGGUGAGUGCUUGACAUCAUCAUCGAAGACGGCUGAUGUCGUCUUGUUUGAUGAUGAAAGCAAUUGCCUUGAGAAUAGGCCAGGACAAAGGCAAGCCGAGGACUGUUUGGCCGUGGUGAAUCACCAAGUGGAUUGUAGCAAGCAAAAGUGUGGUGGCUCUUCAACUCCACCAUCAUCAUCAUCAUCAUCACCAUCACCAUCAUCAUCAUCUACAACACCAACAUCACCUUCUAAAUUGUCGCCGCCAUCUUCUUCGACGACACCUUCACCUUCACCUUCGAAGCCAUCAUCUCCGAAACCAUCAACACCUAGUUCUCCCCCAUCAUUAUCUCCAUCUCCAUCAGUGCCAGUACCCAAGGAUAGAUCACCAGUGGAGCGGUUUCGCUCACCGCCUCCGCCUGCAGGGUCAUUGCCGGAGACACCAACAGAGCCAUUACCCUCAUCGCAAACACCACCAGAAUCAUCAUCCCACUCACCAACUACUCCGGCUAGCUCUCCAUCGACGCCAAUGGAAGUAAAUUCAUCCCCUCCAUUAGCGACUAAAUCUCCGUCUCCUUCAGCGAAUGCACCACUACCACCAUCUCCUUCAAUUUCAUCUACACCGGCAACGACGGACUCACCAGCUCCUUCAGUACAAUCACCUCCAUCUACCAUUCACUCACCACCGUUGCCUUCGGUACAAUCACCUCCGUCACCUCCGGCAUCAUCUCCAGUACAAUCAUCUCCACCAUCAUCUUCAGGACGGUCAACUCCGUCGUCAUCUCCAUCUCCAACACAAUCAUCUCCGCCGUCAUCUCCAGGACAGUCACCUCCAUCGUCAUCUUCAAUGCAAUCACCUUCACCAUCAUCUCUAGUACAAUCACCUCCACCUCAGGCGCAAUCUGCUCCACCUCCAGUGGACUCACCACCACCUCAGGCACAAUCAUCUCCACCUCCAGUGCACUCAUCACCACCUCCGGUACAAUCUCCUCCACCACCCGUGAACUCACCGCCUCCUCAGGUACAAUCUCCUCCGCCACCAGUGAGCUCACCACCUCCUCCGGUACAAUCUCCUCCGCCGCCGGUGAACUCACCACCACCUCCAGUACAAUCUCCUCCGCCGCCGGUGCCCUCACCACCUCCACCAGUACAAUCUCCUCCUCCUCCAGUGUACUCACCGCCUCCGCCGACUCAAUCACCACCACCACCAAUGCAGUCUCCUCCGCCACCAAUGUACUCACCACCUCCACCACCAUCAACACAACCUCCUCCACCAGCACCUGUUUUCUCUCCUCCGCCACCGACAACAUCCCCACCUCCACCCGUGUUCUCACCUCCACCCCCUGUCUCAUCUCCACCACCAUCACCAGCAACUUCAUCUCUUUCGCCUCCCGACCAGUCUCCAGCAGAGUCCCCAGAAGAGGUUUAUAUCUUACCACCAGUGGGUGGGUUGAGCUAUGCAUCGCCGCCUCCACCAAUCUUCAAGGGCUACUAA